AUGCCAUCGCGCACCCUUCCAACCCUGACCCAGGCCGAGGUAGAGUCGCAUAGCAGCAGCAAGUCCUGCUAUGUCACUAUCGGCGCAAAUGUCUACGACGUGACCGACUUUCUCGAGGGUCAUCCCGGCGGACCCGAGCUUAUCCUUGACUGGGCAGGCAAGGACAUCACCCAGAUCCUCAAGGACCAGGACUCGCACACGCACUCCGACUCGGCCUACGAGAUUCUGGAAGAGUCUCUGGUGGGAUUCGUCGUCAAUGAGAAGAUCGCGGUCGAUCACGAUCUGCAAAAGAAGGUCAAUGGCAACGAUGUGCAGAUCAACGAAAAGGUUACGCCCUUCGUCCACCCGCGAACGGGCAUGAGCUGCGAGGAGGACCUGAGCAAGGACACCGACUACGAUACCGAUUACAAGAGGCACAAGUUCAUUGACUUGAACAAGCCCAUGCUGAUGCAGGUCUGGAGGGGCGGCUUCACCAAGGAGUUCUACCUCGACCAGGUUCACCGCCCCAGACACUUCAAGGGAGGCGCCAGUGCGCCGCUCUUUGGAAACUUCCUCGAGCCUCUCAGUCUGACGCCCUGGUGGGUGGUGCCCAUGGUCUGGCUACCGCCAGUCGCCUACGGCACAUACACUUCACACGAGGGACUCACUGGCUGGACCCAGGUUGCGACAUGCUUUGGAUUCGGUCUCUUCCUGUGGUCUCUCGUGGAAUACGUUCUUCACCGAUUCUUGUUCCAUCUUGACGGUUAUCUCCCCGAUAACCGUGUCGGCAUUACCCUGCACUUCCUUCUUCACGGUGUUCACCACUACCUCCCCAUGGACAGAUAUCGCCUCGUCAUGCCGCCUACGCUUUUCGUCGUGCUAGCAACACCGUUCUGGAAGCUUGCGCAUGCCAUCUUUUACUGGAACUGGCACAUGGCCACGGCCGUAUUCUGCGGAGGAAUCUUUGGCUACAUUUGCUACGAUCUCACGCAUUACUUUUUGCACCACCAGAACCUCCCUCUCUGGUACAAGGAGCUCAAGAAGUACCACCUUGCUCACCACUUCCUAGACUACGAGCUCGGCUUUGGCGUCACCAGCAAGUUCUGGGAUCGCAUCUUUGGCACUGAGCUGGUUACUGUCGUCAAGUCCUCUUAG
Pestalotiopsis fici W106-1 is the source of this 1134-nucleotide messenger RNA. RefSeq lists its product as uncharacterized. The record is from RefSeq and is a predicted model, not a curated record. Gene Ontology annotation, biological process: lipid biosynthetic process; fatty acid metabolic process. The transcript is spliced from 2 exons. Gene Ontology annotation, cellular component: endoplasmic reticulum; membrane. Bases 1 to 1134 code for a protein of 377 amino acids. Gene Ontology annotation, molecular function: iron ion binding; heme binding; fatty acid 2-hydroxylase activity. Lineage: Eukaryota; Fungi; Ascomycota; Sordariomycetes; Amphisphaeriales; Sporocadaceae.